This is a messenger RNA of Larimichthys crocea (large yellow croaker), 3190 nucleotides long. RefSeq names its product paralemmin-2. Lineage: Eukaryota; Metazoa; Chordata; Actinopteri; Sciaenidae. Gene Ontology annotation, biological process: regulation of cell shape. The transcript has 8 exons. The coding region runs from base 348 to 1760 and encodes 470 amino acids. The record is from RefSeq and is a predicted model, not a curated record. Gene Ontology annotation, cellular component: membrane.
AGUCAAUGGUGAAGUUAACGGUAAAGUUAACGGUCAAGUGAACGGUAAAGUUAACGGUCAAAUUAACGGUUUUGUUGUUUUGGCGGCCCGCAGCACCCUGUGUCCUGUUAGCUAAUAAACUGCUAUCGUCUCAUAGUAAAGGGCAGGAGUGUCCGGCGCCAGUGUCUGCCCCAGUUACAGACACACACCAGUCUGAAGUCACUCCCACCUCCCAGUGAGUGAACUCUCAGUCCGUUUGACUCCUAAAGACCCGUCGAGUCACGCAGUCCUGUUCAAUGCACGGAUUUAUGAGUGUAUGCUGAGUUUAUACCUGCCAGCCUGUUUACAACCCGAUCCAUCUGUUUGAAAUGAACAUUUUCUGUGAACCACCUGCGAGCUGUGAAAGGCCCGGCAUGGAUGAGGCAGAGACGUACCAACAAAGGCUGCAAGCCAUAGCGGAGAGGCGUCGACAGCAGGAAGAAGAGAAGAAGCUGAGGAGGGAGACAGAGGAGGAGUGGUUAAAGACGGCCCAGAAAAAGAGGAGAAACUUGAGGGAGCAGUGGCUCAGCGAGACACCUCCACCUCCACCUCCUGUCCUUCCUUCACUCGACAGCUCGAGACCCUGUCCACCAUUACAGGAAGAAGCAGACGAGCGCACAGCAGCUCAAAAGACGCCUGAGGACGAGGAGGAGCAGCAGGAGAAGGAGGAGCAGGAGGAGGCAGCUGAUGCCAGAAAAGAACAAGCGUCCAAAGAAGAAAACAAAGAAUCUGUCAACUGUACAGCUGCAGCCAGAUCACACAGCUGCUAUCAGGCUGGCACUGACGGGGACGUACAAGAACAUAAAGAGGCUGAGAAUCACUUCUCCAUACUAAUGGCACAAAGGAUGUUUCAUGAGAGUGGGCAAGAUGGGCGCUCAGUCCUAGGAACGGUGGCGGUGCAGGUUGAGAGAGACCCCAAGACAGGUGCUACCGUCGUCAGGUCAGUGGCCCCUGUGUCCGCACCGGCUGGUGCUCCGAUGGCUACCACUGUCUUCGACGAUGGUAGGAAGAGUAUCCACGCUGUUGGCGGGGUGGGAGGUCAACCCUCAACCGAAGAGCUCGGACAGAUCUUGAGCGUUAUCGAUGGGGUCGGGAUGAAAGUGCUGCUGGAUGAGGUCACUAUCUCACCAAACAGAGCAGAGACAAAGAUAGAGAAUGCAGAUGCCAAUAGAGCCCCAGAGGGAAAAGUCCUGUCUUUUUCUACCCAUCAUGCCAUGUCAGAGGAGGACAGCACACAGUUAGACAUCUCUAGAAGCUACGACAUGAAAGCUGAGCUCGGCAUAGAGGACUGUGCUGCAAGUAUGGGAAACAAGGAUGAUAAACAAGAGGACAGAAGCACCUUGGUGCUUAGAGACGUUGCAGGAGAAGUAGUUAACGUGGAGGAUCCAAACUUGGAGGACGGCCCGGUCACUCUUGUGUUCCUUGGAUACGCUGAUUCUACAGACGACCAAGGUCAGGACCAAGAGGACCAAGGCAUGCUCACUGUGGAACGAGUGAUUAUAACAGACGACGGAGAAGAACUCGUCAUCGGACCUGAAACGUCUGCUUCACCUCAGGCAGAGAAAGAGUCCCAAGACCAAGAAGUGUUUCAGGACGUUCCCCUGGAAGGAGACGGAGCAGCAGGAGUUAAAGCCCAGCCAGAGGAAGGUGAUAAGGGGCUGCAUAACUCCUCUUUACCCACAAUAGGAGAGGGUGGAGGCACAGCCAAGCGUAAGACCUGUAAGUGUUGCUCUGUCAUGUAAGAACAUGAUUGAAGUGAGAGACUCCCUCAUCAGCUUUAAUCGUAUCAUUUGUAUUAUCGGUGCCUUCCGUUAUCCACUAUAUGCUGCAAUGCUGCCUUAAUGACUAAUAUGAGAGAACACACCGCCAUCUGGAAAUAACUUUGAAUGGUUCUGGCUCUGAGCGCUGAACACUUCACCUUCGCCAAAGAAAGAGACAUUUGUUAUGUGGCAUGUCUUUUAAAGCAGCUGUGGGCCGACAGCAGCUCUGAGGGACUACUAAAAUCCACUUCCUCCCUCUGGUGGACAAAGCCAUGAACUUCAACAACAUGUCCUCAUCCCAGGACUCGCUCUGUGCUUCAGCAGCCAAACUCAUUUUAUGUGUUUAGAAUGUUUCACAGCUUUGUGCACACAUUUUAGUACGUGACUCAUUGUGUCUACUUUUAUGUGAAUGUGAAGUGAAAUAUAGUGACGUGUGUAACAUCCUUUGAUACUUUUCAAACUGUACUUUCUUACCUGUUACUCUUACUACUCAGGGCUGUAGCUACCACUGAGCACACAGAGGAUUAGGAGCUUUCAAUGUCAUGUAUUGUACAUGUUGAGUUUCUGAAGCUCGGUUCAGUUCUGUAUUUUAGUGUCAAAAUCCUUAAACUAAUAUUCAACAUUUUAGACAAUAUACUUUGUUUUCUUGAUGAGCGUUAGAUGAUUGAUAGCACUCUCACAUUUGUAUGAAGCCGCAGCUAGCAGCUGGUUACCAUAGCUUAGCUCUCUGAGCCUCCCCUCAGACAAACACCUGAACAUAAAACAAGUCUGUCCUGAGGCCUUCGUUACAUUCUGUCUCUGGGGAAGUUGAAAAAACAGAGAAUGCUUCAUCUCUCUCUAACCAAUCACAUAGCUUUAGUCUAUUCUAACCCCUCUUUAACACUGUGAUAUGUACUUUAUGAUUUAAACAAACAACAUAUGAUGUGUUAAUCAGUGAACUUUAGAGGUGCUAGUAGGUGAACUUUGUUACUUUUGUACAGGGCCAGGCUAGCUGUCUCCCCCUAUUUCCAGUGUUUGUGCUAAGGUGCCGUUACACCAGCAUCAUAUUUAGUGUACAGACGUGAGUGAUAUGGAUCCUCUCGUCUACCUCUUUCCCAAAAUGUCAGACUAUACUUUGUGAGCUAUUUUAGACUUGAAACACAGAUGAAAGUUUUAUAAUCCUGGAGGUGCUAUUGUCUUAAUAGUAUAGGGAGGUAUAAUUAAAUUUGGUUUCUCUUUAUUUAAUAUUUUUAUGUAAUUUAUCAGUUAAACUUAACAUUUUAUGGACUACUCAAAUGUUUGGAGCAGUUACACUGGGGGUUAUCCACAUUUUAAAAUCUUGCUACAGCACAACUAUCAGCUAUUAUUCUUUGUAUCACUGCAGUUUGCUUCAUUGUGGAUGUUAACUGGAAUAUAUGACCAUAAAAAACAAU